Molecule: messenger RNA, 767 nt
Organism: Xenia sp. Carnegie-2017
Lineage: Eukaryota; Metazoa; Cnidaria; Anthozoa; Malacalcyonacea; Xeniidae
Product: kremen protein 1-like
Exons: 4
Coding region: 140-595 (151 amino acids)
Cellular component (GO): plasma membrane
Source: RefSeq, a predicted model, not a curated record
CCUUCUGAGCUCAUCGUAAAAGAAUUUAUUGUGACGUUGCCGAAGUUGUAGAAUUGCAUCGCGUUGGGAAAUUUGAAAUACUUUUACAGUGAGGAUAGCGUCUAUUUCCUAGGUGGGCAGUCCGACGGAAUUGAUCAAUAUGAAAAAGACAACUUGCAUAUUUUUGAUUUUUCUUCAUCUGGUUUAUGGUGCAACCGAGUAUCUUGGUUGCUACAAAGACGGUUCCCCACGUGAUCUGUCGCAGCGAUUACAUCACAAUAAUAUGACUGCAGACAGCUGCGUCAGCGGUUGUCGUGAACAGGAGUACGAGUACGCUGCCCUUCAGUUUGCUUAUUUGUGUUUUUGUGGCGACCAUUAUGGGACAUUUGGUAAACUUCCCGAUGAGAUGUGUGACAGCGUAUGUAAAAGUCCUGGGGACCAGUACUGUGGCGGGGACUGGAAAAACUCUGUGUACGCAACAGGAUUCAAAAGCAAAAAAAGAAAAGACAAAGAAACAACGAAAACGCGACCAAAUAGUAUUAUUCGAUGGACCGAAGGAAAUAAAAACAUCUGGUGGGUUUCGUUUGGACAAUCCAUGAAGGAAAUUUACAUAUGAUGAAGUAUUUCAUUUGUGAAAUUUGCCUUUUUCCUUUCCUCCGGUGUUUCCACUUGAUCGUGGUAUCUUUUAAAAGUGGACAUUUUCCGUUGUUUUAAGUUUCACCCCUAUGUGUUGUAAGGUGAUAUUUGUUUUGAUGUUUAAAUUUGAAAAUACAUGUUGUUAAAAAUCA